GUUGGCAUCUGGGUCUUUGAUAUUGCCUUCAGAGAUGAGUCUAUCUGACUCUGCUAUGUCAUCAACAUCUUUCUCCUCAUCCAAAACCAAAGUGUUGCUGUGAAAAUACUCAGUCUCACCCAUACUCUCACCCUCAUCUACACCACCACCCUUCUCUCUCUACUCACCUCCCAGCAACUCACUCUUACUGGAUGUGCAAGAGCAUCAAGGAGCAGCUAUCAAUAAUGGGUUUACUCUUUGGGAACACAGGGGAGCAGCUGGAGGAGCUCACAGAGGUGAGGUUCUUGAUGAUGAGCUGGUGGCUGCUUCAUGUAGGUUGGAAAGUUGUUGGUGAAAGGGUUAGGACAAACAUGGAGGACUUUUUUGAGGGGGUAUCCCUCAAGACACGACUGAUGCUCUGGGACCUUCAUCGACUUGUUCUUGACGUACAGCGGCAGAUUGACCUCAGUGCUGAGUAUGUAUCUGUUUUCUGUCAAUGCUACAGCACCGCCAAGUGGCUCGUGUUAUCGCUGAGGGCAUUUUCAUAAUUCGAAGCAAUUGACUUCUCCAUGACCACAAGUUCUAACUUUUGUUGUUUGUAUUAGCUUCCUAUGUGCUCUUCUUUCAUCUA
Guyanagaster necrorhizus is the source of this 610-nucleotide messenger RNA. RefSeq lists its product as uncharacterized. Bases 192 to 527 code for a protein of 111 amino acids. The record is from RefSeq and is a predicted model, not a curated record. The transcript is spliced from 4 exons. Gene Ontology annotation, cellular component: peroxisomal membrane. Gene Ontology annotation, biological process: peroxisome organization. Lineage: Eukaryota; Fungi; Basidiomycota; Agaricomycetes; Agaricales; Physalacriaceae.